AUGGUCACCCGAAAGCCUGUGCCGAGCUCGUUCUACGCGGGCGGCGGCACAUCGGACGGCCUGCCAGAAAAUCUGCGGCCGGCCGUCGGAAAGCCUGCUGGUGGCGCGGACGGCGAGCGGAGCGCAUCGCCAAUCGCCUUCUCGGGCUUUGAGGAGGAGGAAGAAAACGCCUGGCGGCAGCAGCAGCCAGCCAGAGCGAUGGGGCAACAACAGCAGCUGCAGCAGCAGCAUAACGAUAUGGCAUCGUCUGCCGUAGCAGGCGUGCCUGUAGUAUUGCCCCCCGACGGCGAUGCCGGCGUCCUGAUCGAGACGAACCCGUUCAAGAAGAAGCUGCUGGCACCGGUGCCGGGCACGAAUCCAUGGCAGCCCGAAGAAGAUGAGCGCAACUGCAGCCUUGGAACGCUCAACGUGGAGGCUCCGCAGAUCGUGCUCUCGGAUGACACGGCAGCCGGUGGCGUGAGCGGCGUCUGGGGAUCGGUUCCUAGCGCGUCCGGACAGCCGCCAGGCAAGCCGUCGCUGGGGCCCAAGGCAGCGCGGCCCGAGUCGAACCUGCUCAUAUUCGAGCCUGGCGAGGAAACGGAGCGCGCGGCGUGGGACGAGGUGGCCUCGGUGGCUUCGACGGCCCUUCCGCCAGAGCGGGCACCACCAUUGCGUCCGACCAGCGCGCUUGGCGGCAAGGCCGGCGAAGAGAGCGAGGAGGCAUACGAGAGCCGUCAUGCGUGGGACGACGUGGGCGGUAGCAAGCAGGCGACGACAGCCGUGGCUGUAGCGAGUCCUCUCGCGGGGGCAGAGGAGGCUGCCGGAGAGGGCUGGAGCAUGGUGGACGACCAGGUCGGACCAGGGCAGCUUUCGAGGCAGAGCACAUGGGAGAACUUUACGGACGACGAAGAGGGGGGAAACGAGAGCAGGAAGGGAAAGGUGGUGGACACGACAGAAACAUCGACAGCUGUAACAGUAGCAACAGCAACAGCAGCAACAGCAGGGCAGCCGGAACUCAGCAUCACGCCAGCGGAGGUGGUCAAGAAAGUACACGUGCAAGGUCCGGUCAGAAGCCUGCUGGACAUUGACGACUCAGGGCCACCACCACCACCGCCACGACCAGCAGAAGGUGACAAGACAGAGACGUACCAGAUCAAAAAGGUACGGUGGCACGACGCUCAGGCGAGCAAGAAUCCGCGAGUGUCGCCGAUCCUGGUUCAGAAUCGGAAUGGACCGUGUCCGCUGGUGGCGCUGGUGAACGCGCUGACGCUGACGACGCCGGCAGACGUGCAGACGGCACUGGUGGAAACGCUGCGGUCACGCGAGCAGGUCAGCCUGGGGCUGCUGCUAGACGCAGUGUUUGACGAGCUCAUGUUUGCGCGACGGGGCUCGGCGACGGGCUCGCUGCCGGACGUGGACGAGCUGUACGGAUUUCUAAAGGGACUACACACAGGCAUGAACGUGAACCCGCGCUUCAUCCCGACAGCAGAGGCAACGGCGGCCUUCCGACGCACAUCGCCCGAUCACGUGACUCCGACCGGACGCAGCGAGCGGCCGAUGCCGGGCACGUUUGAGGAGACGCGCGAGAUGCAGCUGUACGCGACGUUUGGGAUCACGCUAGUGCACGGCUGGCUGCCCUCGCACGACGAGCCGGUGUACGGAGCGAUGGAGCGCCACGCGGCUUCGUACGACAGCGCGCAGAACCUGCUGUUCCGCGAGGAGGAGCUGGACCAGAAGCUGAGCAGCGCGACGGGCGACGGACUGACGGACGACGAGCAGGCGCUCUACCAGGACAUCCUUCACCUCAAAGCCUUCUUCCGCUCGUCGGCCACGCAGCUGACGGCCUCGGGGCUCGAGGUGCUGGCCGCGUCGAUGCAGCCGGGUGCCAUCGCCAUCCUCUUCCGCAAUGACCAUUUCUCGACCCUGUACCGACACCCGCAGACGAUGCAGCUGCUGUCGCUCGUGACCGACGCCGGCUAUGCCGGCCACGACGAGAUCGUCUGGGAAACCCUGGUCGAUGUGAACGGCGAGCGUGCCGAGUUCUAUUCGGGCGACUUCCGGCUGGUCGGCGGGGCCAGCCAGCAGGGGAUGGAAGUGGGAGCCGGAGCCGGAGCCGGAGCCGGAGCCGGAGCUGGAGCUGGAGCCGGAGCUGGAUUGGCCACGAUGGUGUCGCCAGACAGACAGAGCAGCCAGGACCGGUCGAGCGGACAGAACGACGACAGCCACCAAGGGCUGCCUGCCAUUGCCAUCUCCAAGCACGAGCAGGAGGACCGGGACCUCGCCUUUGCCCUGCAGCUGCAAGAAGAAGAAGAGGAGCGCGAACGGGCCGAAACAGAGCGCCGCAAGCGUGAGAGCCAGCUGUCGGAGCAGUUUAUCGAGCAGCAGGGAAAGACCGUAUCUGGCAGCCCUGGAUCUGGAUCUGGUCCCAGUCGCAGCCGGCCGACCGCCAGCAACGCAGCCGGCGGCGGUCUCUACAGCAGCGCGCAACAGCAGUCGGUGGCCGUCUCGCCGCGACGAAGCUCGGCUGCCGUCAGCAACAACAGCAACAACAGCAGCAGCAGUGUCGCCAUGAGGGAACGCGAUCGCGAAUGUGUCGUCAUGUAG
Molecule: messenger RNA, 2583 nt
Organism: Grosmannia clavigera kw1407
Lineage: Eukaryota; Fungi; Ascomycota; Sordariomycetes; Ophiostomatales; Ophiostomataceae
Product: duf455 domain containing protein
Exons: 2
Coding region: 1-2583 (860 amino acids)
Biological process (GO): protein K48-linked deubiquitination
Cellular component (GO): cytosol; cell periphery
Molecular function (GO): K48-linked deubiquitinase activity; cysteine-type deubiquitinase activity; cysteine-type carboxypeptidase activity
Source: RefSeq, a predicted model, not a curated record